AUGGCGUCGCCACCCAAACCCUGGGAGCGAAACGGCGCAACACCAGCCGCACCAGUUCCUCCCGCAUCUGGUCCGAUGCCUGCACCAGACUCGACUUCGGCGCAGACGUCUGCAGCCGCACCAGCCAUUCCUGCCAUUCCCACAAGCCUCACAAGCACAGUAAACCAGACUGCCGCAGCAUACUCAAGACCAAUGGGAGCCAUGGGCACAAGCCCAUACGGCGGCUAUGGAACCGGCUACGGCUCAGCGUACUCCUCACCUUACGGAGGUAGCAUGUAUUCUCGCUAUGGUGGCUAUGGUGGUUAUGGCGGCGGCAUGCUUGGUGGUGGCUAUGGAUCCGGUAUGCUCGGCGGUGGCUAUGGAUCCGGAAUGCUUGGUGGCGGUUAUGGCGGCUAUGGAGGCAUGCCUGGCAUGCAAGGCGACCCCAAUGAUCCCAACAGCCUGGCGAAUCGGUUCGGUUCUAGCACGCAAGCUACCUUUCAAAUGCUCGAGGCCAUCGUUGGCACAUUCGGAGGUCUCGCGCAGAUGAUGGAGAGCACGUACAUGACGACUGCUUCCAGCUUUUUUGCGAUGAUCUCUGUCGCGGAACAGUUUGGCAACCUGCGCGAGACGCUGGGCUCUCUCUUGGGUAUCCAUUCACUCAUCCGUUUCUUACGAACUGUGAUUGCCAAGAUCCUUGGUAGGCCACCUCCAGCCGACGCCAUGUCCUUGACACCGGCAGCUUUUGCCCGAUUCGAAGGUCGCAAUGCUCCGGGUGGUGGCUCUGAUGGUGCUCCUCGCCCAAGCCGAAAGCCUCUUCUCUUCUUCAUCCUGGCUGCAUUUGGCUUGCCGUAUCUGCUGCAAAAGGCCAUCAAAGCUCUGGCUGCAAAUGAGGAGGUAGAGAGGCAACGUCGUAUGGAGUUGCAGGCCAAGCAAACCGCUGGCAACGUUCCGCAGCUUGAGUUCUGUCGUCUCAUGUACGAUUUCACGCCGCCAACUCAACCCGGCGGCAGCAAUCCUCUCCCCGGUGUUGAUCUCACGGUGAAGAAGGGUGACUUUGUUGCCGUGAUGAGCCGGACUGAUCCUCUUGGAAAUCCAUCCGAGUGGUGGAAAUGCCGUACCAAGGAUGGCCGCUUCGGCUACCUGCCGGCCAACUACCUCGAGCCUGUGCCCAUGCGCGGCGAGGCUGCCAAACCGAUCAUGGCUAUAAAAGCUGCAAGCGACACCACGAGUAGGACUAGCUCGCUGACUAGCUCGGUCUCGGCUCCAGUGAUGGCCCCAAUGCCUUCAACCAAGGUCGGUGAUAUUACCGCUGAGAGUUUUCAAAAGUCGCAGUUCUACAGCUAG
Pyricularia pennisetigena is the source of this 1326-nucleotide messenger RNA. RefSeq lists its product as uncharacterized. Lineage: Eukaryota; Fungi; Ascomycota; Sordariomycetes; Magnaporthales; Pyriculariaceae. The record is from RefSeq and is a predicted model, not a curated record. Gene Ontology annotation, cellular component: peroxisome; peroxisomal importomer complex; peroxisomal membrane. Gene Ontology annotation, biological process: protein import into peroxisome matrix, docking. Bases 1 to 1326 code for a protein of 441 amino acids. The transcript is spliced from 3 exons. Gene Ontology annotation, molecular function: protein binding.